UAUGCCAGUCCUAAAUCUUAUAAUCGAUACUUGUUACCAAUACAUUUCAUAAAUAAACUACACGUUGUUUAGUACAUAUAGACAAAAGUUUAGUUCGUAUCUACAAUGGCUCAUCUUUGUAAACUUUUAUUAGGUUUUUUACUUAUACAUGUCGUAGCUGCUGGUCAGUCUCAGGAAGAGUUGUGUGCAACAGUAACUAAAAUUAAUUGUAACUUACAAUAUUCAGCCGAGCCAAACGAGAUUGUAUGUGGAAAUGAUGGGAAAACCUACUCAAACAGGUGUCUUUACGCGCAGGCUAAAUGUCACAAUAAUGGACUUGAAAUUAAAUGCAAAGGUCAUUGUUCACAAUGUAUGAUUGGUUUCAAAGCAAAUACAAAACCGAGCAGCGUAUCAACAAACACACCAGGAAGACUUAUGUACAGAAAAACUACUAAAAAGAUCAUUGAUGGUGUCACACCGAGAAGAAAUGCUUAUAAAAUUAAAGGUAGAAAGCUCCAAGAGUCAACAAACAGCUCACUUACAGUGGAAAACUCAACUACAAUGGGUGUGGAAGAACGACUUAAUUUUCGUUCAGAUAACAAUAUUACGAGAACAAGGAAACAUUUACCUGGACAUCAUGUUGCUGAAUCAACAGAAAAUACAAACGGAAGCCAGGAAGUUCAGGGAGCAAUAGAAAAACCCUUAUGUGAGAAUGGUUUGUGUAAUUCUACUCAAAACAUUAAAGAGUCCACUGAAUCUUCCAUCCUGUCUAUCAUUAAGACCACUUCAGAAAUCCCAAGCAUUGAAACAAUCAUGACCACCUUAGAUAUGAUAGUACCGACAACAACUAAAAAAGUCAACGUACCAAAGUCAACACAGGAUGACAAAAAUAAAGAUGUUUAUACAGUGAGUUCUACAACUACUCAAGCUACCAAAAACGUUAAGUCUAUAAAUUCAAAGGCAACUAAAUCUGUGUUAAUAAGUCUGUUGAAGACAUCAUCGGAACGAUCGACUCGAUCACAAGUAUCGACUACUACUUCACGAAUAACUCCCCAGAUUACAGAUAUGCAGUUCCCAACUGAGAUAGACUUCGUGUUAUUCUGCACAGAUAUUGAUUCUAAAGUAUGCCCGAAGACGUUAGAUCCUCUCUGUGGUACAGACAAUCAAUUCUAUCUGAAUCUUUGCACAUUUAACAAAUCCAAAUGUAAAGACAAAACAUUGAUGCUGCGAGAUGAUUUGAGUUCUUGUCGACAGAUUAAACAAUAAUGAAAGGAAUGUCCUUAUCCACCGUGAUCCCACCGUGACGUGUUCCUAUACAUUGUGUUAUACAGGCGUAUUGUUGAUCUUGCCAAAUUGUCAUUUUCUGGACAGCAUAAUAUUUAUCGUUAUUGAGAUUAUCACUGUUACGUUUGAAUUAUUUCAAAUUGUUAUUCGUAUACAUUUCAGAAAGUUUAAACUCAUUUAUAAUACAUACAUGUACAUGAUUUGCAACAUAAAUUGAUCAUCUUUAACAAAAUAAAUGAAUGUAUGGUUAGAUAAAAUUGUCAUUGUUUUUAAAUUCAUUUGAAACAUGUUUUACAAUUUCAUGUAGAUAGUUUUACUUAUGUAUUUAUGUGUUUUAUGCAGAUAAAGUUCUUCAUUUUGCCAUUCAAGUUGCAUAUCAUGUAUCUUGUCAAAUAAUAACUGACAAGUUAUCUCCCUUGUUAUAUGUAAUUGUCUCCUCGAUCUUGUAAAAGUUUCCAUUUGCUUUAUUUAAUCGGAAACAUCUAAAGAUUUGAAUUACUGAUUCGAACUGGCAGGUUAUAAAUAAUAUGGCCAUAUCAAAAAGGAAAUAACGCUUUUUUGGACCAAUCGGGUUUAAAGCUGUUCA
Mytilus trossulus (common blue mussel) is the source of this 1849-nucleotide messenger RNA. RefSeq lists its product as uncharacterized. The record is from RefSeq and is a predicted model, not a curated record. The transcript is spliced from 4 exons. The coding region runs from base 106 to 1245 and encodes 379 amino acids. Gene Ontology annotation, biological process: anatomical structure development. Lineage: Eukaryota; Metazoa; Mollusca; Bivalvia; Mytilida; Mytilidae. Gene Ontology annotation, molecular function: collagen binding; calcium ion binding; protein binding.